This is a messenger RNA of Psammomys obesus (fat sand rat), 3011 nucleotides long. RefSeq names its product ELOVL fatty acid elongase 4 (gene Elovl4). Gene Ontology annotation, molecular function: fatty acid elongase activity. The record is from RefSeq and is a predicted model, not a curated record. Gene Ontology annotation, cellular component: endoplasmic reticulum; endoplasmic reticulum membrane. Gene Ontology annotation, biological process: fatty acid elongation, polyunsaturated fatty acid; very long-chain fatty acid biosynthetic process; sphingolipid biosynthetic process. The coding region runs from base 308 to 1252 and encodes 314 amino acids. Lineage: Eukaryota; Metazoa; Chordata; Mammalia; Rodentia; Muridae. The transcript is spliced from 6 exons.
GCGAGAGGAGGCACCGCCCCGCCCCGCGCGGCCACGUGAUGCGGGCGAGGGGAUUGGAGCUGCGGCAGCGCGCGGCGACAGAGAGGAGCAGCGCUGGGCGCUCGUGGCGGGUCCUCCUCCUCCUCCUCCUCCUCCGCCCUCCGGCUUCUUGUCUCGGCUGCUCGCCGCUGCUCGCCGCCCGCAUCCCCAUCCGCGGCGCGCCGGGAGGAGGAGGAGACGCCGCCUGCCAGCAGGGUCCUCGCCGCAGCCGCCCGCCGUCCCCCGGGGCCUCUCCUCUCGCCCGCUGCUCGCACCUCUCCGCGCCACGAUGGGGCUGCUGGACUCGGAGCCCGGCAGCGUCCUGAACGCGGUGUCCACGGCUCUCAACGACACCGUGGAGUUCUACCGCUGGACCUGGUCCAUCGCAGAUAAACGAGUAGAAGACUGGCCGCUGAUGCAGUCUCCAUGGCCAACGCUAAGCAUAAGCACGCUCUAUCUCCUGUUUGUGUGGCUGGGUCCAAAGUGGAUGAAAGACCGGGAGCCAUUUCAAAUGCGCUCAGUGCUCAUCAUCUAUAAUUUUGGCAUGGUUUUGCUUAACCUUUUCAUCUUCAGAGAGCUAUUCAUGGGAUCAUACAACGCAGGAUACAGCUAUAUUUGCCAGACAGUGGAUUAUUCCAAUAACGUUAAUGAAGUCAGGAUAGCUGCUGCUCUGUGGUGGUACUUUGUAUCGAAAGGAGUUGAGUAUUUGGACACAGUGUUUUUUAUCCUGAGAAAGAAGAACAACCAGGUUUCUUUCCUUCACGUGUACCACCACUGUACCAUGUUCACGCUGUGGUGGAUUGGCAUCAAGUGGGUGGCAGGGGGCCAAGCGUUUUUUGGGGCCCAGAUGAAUUCUUUCAUCCACGUGAUCAUGUACUCUUAUUAUGGGCUGACUGCAUUCGGCCCCUGGAUCCAGAAAUACCUUUGGUGGAAGAGAUACCUGACCAUGCUACAGCUGGUUCAGUUCCAUGUGACCAUUGGGCACACAGCGCUGUCUCUCUACACCGACUGCCCCUUCCCCAAGUGGAUGCACUGGUGUCUUAUCGCCUACGCGAUCAGCUUCAUAUUCCUCUUCCUCAACUUCUACACCCGGACGUACAACGAGCCCAAGCAGUCAGAGACUGGAAAGACGGCCAUGAACGGCAUUUCAGCAAACGGUGUGAACAAGUCAGAAAAGCAGCUGCUGUUAGAAAACGGGAAACCCCAGAAAAACGGAAAGCCAAAAGGAGAGUAACUGGAACUGGGCCUUAACUGGUUGACAGUGAGGAAACACCUGAGUCAUAUAAAAUUUCAGGGGCAACAGAAGCAGAGGGUCUGGGGUGGGGAGAAAGACAGAUGUGGCAUGUCUGUACCUUCUGACUGAGGAAACCUUUCAAUAUAUGGUACCCAGAUGUUUUAUUUAUGAAGUUUUUAUUUUAAACAUUUUUUUUAUUAGCCUUGAUGUUGUCCAGACCAAAGCAAUCCCAAUGUGACCUUGGAGCCCCUCUCCCUGCUCACGUCCUCCUGAAAUGUCACCUAUCACACGCUCUCCUUUUUCAGUCUGAAUUUUAGAUGAUCACAGAAACACAGUCUUAUGAAAAGAAAAACACUUUUUUUUUUUUUUUUCCAGAAAUCACUAGUUUCCUACUGGUUACGAAUCAGUUACCUGACGUUUUCUCGUCCAGAGACAGAACCAUGUAUAUAUUUGAAUUUGGACUCAUUUGUUGAUCCUUGUGGUCUAAUAUCUCCACCUCUAGUCAGAAUAUUCCCUUUCGGCUGUAAUUAAAUUUGAAAGCUCCGCUAAAUCUCUGUAGAAUCUUAGAGGCUUGAUGAUGAUGGUGUUGGUAAAAAUAAGAAAGGAUAACAGUAAAAUCGUGACCUGAAGGCCACCAUGACUUAUGGCACAAAUCACUGUGGGAAACAUUUUUUUUUUUUUAUUUCGUGAUGAGGAAGGUAGUCUUUGAAUACUCCUAUUAUUAGCAGAAAUGUAUUAUGAGAAUUAAGAUUAUUGUAUGAUUGAAACAUGAAACAGCUCAUGUCUCUGUUAGUAACAUCUAAGGUAGUCACGUUUACAUGCAGUUAGAACUCUUAGGGCACGUUGUUUUCAUCAGGCUUCCCCUGUUUUGAUUUGUGGCUGUUGCUGAUUUUUCGUAUGUGGACAUACACCUACCUCUUCUGUUGGAAAGAACAUUUAAAAUGAAAUAAAUUUUACUUAAAAAAAAAUCAAGGAGUCCUUUAAUGUAAAUUUUAACUUUCAAAUUUACUUUCUUUAUCUUACUUUAUUUACAAAUAGCACCCACUAAGCAUUUCUGUGAUGUCACCCACCUCUUUCGAUGUGUCUUAUUCUGACUGAUGCUUGCUUCCCUUGUGAUGACGUUGCAAAAAAUCGUACUAAGUAGAAAUGAAGUGUAAAUGCAUUUUGGUGCAAUACCUUGACUCCUUGGUGCUAAUGACGGCUAAAUUCAGUGCUUGCUGUUACAAUGUGUUAUUUAUAAAUGCAAGAUGGGAAAAUUGAGACCAAGUUGUAUCUCUCAAGUAAAAUUUGGUGUUUACAAAAGACGUAUUUCAUGUAAUAGAAUCAGACGACGGGAAAACUGAAGAAGAGACCUUGUUCCACAUUUUUUUCACCCAGAUUGAUUUGUUAUGGGAUGUCACAGAGGGAUCAUAUGGAAAGAGCAAAUGUGACAAAAAUAGCAUGAAUGUUUCUAAACCUUCCAACCUCUCAAAACUGCAUGUAUAGGAUGUCUGCUGUUUGUACAGACUUUUGCAAUAUUUUGUAAAUUAUAUUUAUUGUGCAUUGAGAUUACGUUUUCCCCAAAGGCAUGCAGUCGAGAACAUUACAGAAAGUUAGCAGCACAUACAGUAGUAUGGUCCAAGAGGAUCAACACUUUGUUUUUUUUUGCCAGUGUGUAAUGACUAGAGAUGUGUAAAUCUUUGUGAGCAUUCUGUACUGGCUUCCCGGACCCUUUCAUUCCCUGCUAUGAGAUUUCAGCACAAUAAAUAUACUAUGCUGU